Molecule: messenger RNA, 947 nt
Organism: Acanthochromis polyacanthus (spiny chromis)
Lineage: Eukaryota; Metazoa; Chordata; Actinopteri; Pomacentridae
Product: bifunctional protein GlmU-like
Exons: 4
Coding region: 117-695 (192 amino acids)
Source: RefSeq, a predicted model, not a curated record
CAGCAGGAAGUGAAACGUUUGAGAGUUUCUGUGUGAGCAUGCUCAGCAGCUCCAACCUGCUGAUCCUGCAGGUGUUUAGCUAAAGUCCAGUCUUUCAGGAGCCUCAGACAGACACCAUGGUGCUGAGGGCCCAGGAGUGGCAGCGGUCCCCUGGUGGUGGUCCUUUUAUCACUUUUAUGUUGCUGUGUCUCGGGUGCUGCGUAGUGUGGAUUUCUCCUCCCUUUUUUGUUACCGCUGUCGUGAGUUCAGCAGGAGCAGGAUCGUCUCUGCAGGUCCAUGCGGUCCGGUUCAGUCCUGGUCAGGAGCUGCUGGGGUGUCUGCAGGCCUUUGUGGAGGAGAGACGACUCCGAGCACCGUUCAUCAUCACCUGUGUGGGCAGCGUCACCAAGGCAACGCUGAGGCUGGCAAGCGCCACGGCGACAAAUGCAAAUGAGGUGAUACACCUCACAGGGAGGUUUGAGAUCGUCUCCUUCGUCGGCACGCUCAACCCAGAGGCCCACCUCCACAUCAGCCUGGCGGACAGCGAGGGCAAGACAAUCGGGGGACACGUGCUGGGGGAUCUGGAGAUUUUCACCACAGCCGAGGUGGUCGUUGGGGAAGCGGUCGACCUGCAGUUCACCAGAGAGUUGGACCAACAGACUGGUUACCCUGAACUGGUGGUUAGAGAACGUUCACAGACAAAUUUAUCAGCCUGACUGGAAUUAUCACUGUCAUCUCUAUUAUUGGAAAAAUUUGAAUUUUAUUAAUAUUUUGAAGAUAAUUCACUCUAUUUUUUGGUGUAAUAAAUGUAAAAAAAAAUAAAAUACGCACACACACGAUGAAAAAAGCCUGUGACAUCUUGACUCCCUUCCUGUAACCUUGCUGGACUGUAACAUUUGUGCAAGAGAGUGACACUCGUAACACCUCCAAUGAAUACCAGAAUAAAAAUGUUGAGUCCAAGCAGCAGA